AUGAAUAAAAAUGCUAAAGAAAAAAAUGAAAUAUACUCUUAUGCUGAUAAAGCCAAUUUUUCUAAUAUGACAGGAGAUGAACUAAUUGAUAAAAGAAUAGAAUAUUUAUGGAAUUUAGCCUUAUCUACUAUUUAUAUUAAUGCAAAAUUAUCAAUGAAAUAUAUUACUUUAAUUAAAAAAAUCUCAAAAAACAAUUUGCUUUUUGAUCAUAUAUGUUGCCACUACUGUAAUUUAAUUUAUAUUCCUUUUUAUAACUGCGAAAUAAAAGAAGACAAGAAUAGAAUUUUAUUUAAAUGCUUUUUAUGUAACCAUAAAAAACGUGUAAACUUACAAUACUUUGCUACGCAAAAAAAAAACAAUUCUUUUAAAGAUAAUAAAUUUUUAAACAGUUCUACUAGUUUAAAUUUUUUUAUUAUAAAUGAAAUUGAUAAUUUUGCAAUAAAAAAAAAAAAUAAUGAUGAAAAUAUAAAUGAAAAAAAUGUAAAUGAUGAAAAUAUAAAUGAAAAAAAUGUAAAUGAUGAAAAUAUAAAUGAUGAAAAUGUAAAUGAUGAAAAUAUAAAUGAUGAAAAUAUAAAUGAUGAAAAUGUAAAUGAUGAAAAUAUAAAUGAUGAAAAUGUAAAUGAAGAAAAUGUAAAUGAUGAAAAUGUAAAUGAAGAAAAUGUAAAUGAAGAAAAUAAAAAUGAAGAAAAUAAAAAUGAAGAAAAUAUUAAAGAAGAAAAAGAUGAUAAUGAGAAAUAUUAUAAAAAUAAUAUUUAUGAAAAUAUGAAUAAAUUUUUUAGAAUUGAUUAUGGUAUGCUUAAUGAUAAAAUUCAAAAAUCAAAUAGUUCCAAUCGUUACAAUAAUAAAAACGAAAUAUUUAACAAUCAUGAUAGUAAAAUUAAAAAGAAUGACUGUUCUUAUAAAAAUAAUAAUAUAAAGAAAAGAAAAAAUAGUGAGGAUAAUAAUAAUAUAAUAUAUAGAGAUGAAAAACUUAGCAUUUCACACUUUAAUACCAAUGAUAAUUUUUUAAAUUUUAAUAUACGAAAAAAAAAAAAAAAAAAUAUAUUAGAUAUACUUUAA
Messenger RNA from Plasmodium relictum, 1059 nucleotides. Its product is annotated as Rpr2, RNAse P, putative. The record is from RefSeq and is a predicted model, not a curated record. The transcript has a single exon. Lineage: Eukaryota; Apicomplexa; Aconoidasida; Haemosporida; Plasmodiidae. The coding region runs from base 1 to 1059 and encodes 352 amino acids.